Messenger RNA from Porites lobata, 7510 nucleotides. Lineage: Eukaryota; Metazoa; Cnidaria; Anthozoa; Scleractinia; Poritidae. The record is from the annotation of a GenBank genome assembly.
AUGAGGUCGAACGAAAAUCGCAUUUUCAUGAUACUGAUAACGUACGAAGGUAUUUUAAAAACAAUUACGUUCCAAAAUGCGUCGAGUGAUGGAUUUAUUUUAACAACUGGCUCUCCAGUUUCAAUACUGGGGCCAAGAUUAAUUACGUAGACAAAUCAAUGUAUUAGCGUUUUUAUUUAGUAUUUUAUCUUAAAGUGUUUAAUGCAGGCCUAGGAAUGAUGGAAGGAACAGCUCUCUCUUUUGCCUUAUCUCUGUAGAGUCUGUGGAGUAAAAAACUUUUUACAAAAUUCAUGUUAUUCGCCCUAAUACUUUCGCAAAAAAGGCAUCACCUUAGUACCUUAAAAAAGCCUCCUUAUCGUUUUUUACUGCAAAUUAUUUAUUUACAUAGAUCGACAGCUGACCAAAUCAUUUUUGGUGGCAAUGAUGUCAAUGACAGUGCAGAAUCAUGUUUAGUUUUUUUAAAAUAUUGUUAACAGUACAAACUAACGCUCAAAACACGCAAAGUCCUUCAAAGCUACGAUCCUGCUGGUCUCGUUCAGGUAUGGACAGUGUUUCUUACAACGACAAAGAAAUUAACUAAUGAGUUUAUAUCAGCAAAUUUGUUCGGAAUCCUUUUUUUUUGUCUAUCGCAAUGUUGAGCUUGAUGACGGUUUCAGUACCCUUUUCUUUUCUUAAAUUUUAUUUUUUAUAACAGAAAUGUGGUUUCUUUCUCUGGUUUCCAUGCACGAAGGAGUUUUCACGAACGACUAUUUAUCAGAAGAUUUUUUCGGAAUUCUUUUUUGUGACUAUUGCAAGGUUGAGCUUGAUGACGGUUUAUUAUUUUAUUGUAGUUUUUUUUAAAUUCAAUUCUUGUAUAACAGAAAUGUGAUUUCUUUCUCAAAUUUCCAUGCAGCAAUACUGACGUUCCUCAUUUAUCAGACUGCUCGUAGAUCAGCAGAGGCAACCAAACAUAUAUUUCAGCAUUUCGAUUUUGAAAUACCCGUGGCCUUUGGUUUCCGUCAAAACUGAUAGGGUCACAUUAAAGAAAUAAUAUAUAGAUUUAGUCAGGGCUAAAAGCGAGGCCUCCGUUUCUAUACUUAUGAUAAAAGCAAUCAAAUUAAAAUAAUAACAUGAACUCUAAGCCACAAAAAAAUAGAAAGAAAUCUUCGCAUCUCUAAGAGCCUUCGGCACCAGACACCUUUAGAUGGAGGGGCUAAAUGAUUAAGAAAAAAUAUCCUGCAAACAAACCUGAAUUGAAAACAAUGGGUAAAUUGUAGGUCUCUUAAAAGAGCUGUGUCACGAAAUUCAGCCAAAUUAGGUUAUUGCAAAAUACUCGUUGAAUUAAAAGAAACAUAAAAAUAACCGUUUAAAACGUUAAAGGAAGGUUAAAAUAACGCAGCAGAUACAAGAGCUGCCACGGAUGGACAAAACUGAAGAAUAUUGAAACGGAUUGAAAUUGGGGUUUUUGAAAACUGUUCAGCCUGACUGACAGUUUUUCAAAGUUUAUCUCUGCUGUUUGCAGGUUCAAAAAUAACGCUCAGGGGACAUAUUUGUUUGUCUCUAAUCUCUGAUUUUGUCAUUUACAUGUAAUUUCUUUGCCUACUUUCAGUUCCAUAGCGAUUGAGGGCGAGUAAUUGGCAAAAUAAAACAAAAUGAAGUGGACUGCCGUUGCUUGUCGUAAUUUUUUUUGCGCACCUUUAUUUGGCAUUUAUAUGAUUGUUUGUUUGCUGAGUUCAGCAUUUUGCUGGUCAAGUUCUAGAUUUUAGGCGAGCUUUUCAAACUACUAGUUAUCAUAGUCAAAUGUGAGUCACAGGAAAGCUUUCUUGAAUUGUAUAUUCUUCAUCCUUUUUGUCCUUUUGUGUAGUUUUUCAGUAUAAAAGAGAAAAGAUAACAAAACGUGACUGCAACCAGUGAAGUAUGUUUGACAUCCCAGUUGCGUUAUAUGCCGUAUUGUUGAUCAUAAGUACAACGUAAGCAUAUUUUUUUAAAAAACUUUUUACUGAAAGUUUUAUUUCUUUUGUAGUCUGUCCAACAUGUUUUCAGCGAUAUUCUCCAUCGCUUUUGCUAUGGUUUUAGUUUCUGCUGAAAGCAGUACGGUUCAAUCUGCUUUUGAAGUUGCCAUGAGGUGCACUAAAAAAGGAUGGCAAGCGGAAAUGGAUGCUCUGGCAUCAGGCCCUGUCACCGAGGAAGAGAUCCUUGAAGAUGCUUGCAUUUACCUAAGGGUAAGCAUUACAGAGUAUUUAUAUAUCACCAGUAUACAUCAGCUUGUCUUGCGGUCUUUUCUUUCUUUCCUCAAAAGAAGAAGAGCAACAAAAAAUAAAAACCUUUGAUGGCGUUGGAACUUACAUUCAGUGGGCAAGGCGUGGAGGUAAUUGAGAAGCUGUAAGAGGGUCAGAGUGGAUUUGUAGCUUUGACGGCUGACGGUUAAUUUUCAGUCAGUUCAAUUUUGACGGUGGACGGCUAAAUUUUAGGGCUUUAGACGGUUAUUUAGUGAAAAUUUAGUUCACGAGUUAAAGUAAAUAUUAAUUAUAACUUCUGUAUAAAUUAAUUUUUAACUAUUGUGUUUUGGAGGUUGCUUUGAACCGUUCACAUAUAAAAUUUCCAAAUAUUUUAAAAGAUACAGGAAAAUUGUAAGGUCUUGUAAUGUUCAGAGACAAUUUUUUUUAUAUAACAUGGCCAGUGGAUUUUCAAGUGAAGAGAUUCUUCAGGAGCCAAAAGCCCGUGAUGAUCAGCUGAAAUAGUGAGACUUGAAAUACCUCAAAACGUUUUGAUGGUUACUAUAUAUUAAUCUCAAUUUUAGGCCGUUUGGCGGCUGACUGUUAACCCUAUUGAAACCUUCCCCUAAAGGUCGCAGCAGUAAAAGAACUCGCUUCUGGCCUUGUGUAACCUGACCUACUUUCUCGAUAGUAAACUACACAUAUCGCGCCUUAAUUUUUAACCGGUUUUCUUGGCUAAAAAGUUAGUUACGACUGACACUGCUUAGCCCAGUCUGAGUACCAAAACUGGUUUUGCUCAGGAGAACGUUUUGAAAAGAUUACGUUUUCUGUCACUGCACUGUGUUUUCAUCGAACAAGUGUGGACGGAAAAACAUAAAAGGUUUUAUCAGUCUUCAUGUAAAAACAGAUAUCUUUUGACCAAGUUGCUUCCUGCGAACGGGGGGAGACUUCUGAGGCUACCACUCUAUAACUUCAAAACCGCUUAUGAUACGGCCACAAAAUUACACAGGAUAAUGUACUCAUCAUUUCCAACAUCUAGGCAUAUCGUGAUUGACACAAUGACGUAAUCUGACGUCAUUAUGACGUCAUAGUGUUGAAUUUUCUGGCAGAAUCCAAAUUCAUCAAUUUUUCCCCUCAAAGCACAAAAACGUAAAUAGUAAGAAGUCUGGCAAAAUCAAGAAGUAGGCGAUAACACAAAUAAUCUUUCACAAUAGCAGUGAUGUCAUGAUGACGUCAGUUGUUAUCAAAGAAGGAUCUGGAAUCAUCAACCAUCUUGAAUCUGCCAUUUAGAAUUACUGAAUUAGAUGUAUUCAAUUCUACUUAAAACCCGUAUACAUCGUGCAAACGUGAUUGAAGAAUUGAUCAGUGUAUAUGAGAGUGCUUAGGAAUAAUAAAAAAGAAAAUCCACAAGUUAUGAAAUUCCGAGAAAAAUUAACACCAUAAAAUAUUGAACCAAGCAUCUGCCAUUUGGUCAUUUUUUAAAAUUCAUGUUUUUUCUUCUCAAAUCUUCUUAAAUCAUUCAACAAAAAGUCUAUAAUAAAUUUGAGAAAAUAUUGAUGAAAUAGGGUUAAUGCUAUAAUUCAAUACGUGAAAAAUAGAUGUAAAUCUUUUUUUAUAGGAAAAAAGCAAAUCUUGAAAAACAUGGCUGUCAAAACUCGGCUUCCAUAGUACCGUUGUCAAUGUUGACAUAUACGUCACGACGACUUUAAAAUGUUCCCAGAUAAUAGAACGUUUUCACUGUCACGCAACAAAAAAUUAAAUUGGAAACCGUCCAGUGGAAGAAACCAAGAAAAUGAAAUGUUGUAAAAGACUAAUAUAUAAACAAUUUGUCCACGUUUCAGGUCUUUGUGGCCCACAGUUUCUGAGUUAUUUGACGAAACGUUUCAUGCACCUUUGUAGAGCUUUGUAUGGAGACGCCAUAUCGGUGCACCAAUAUGGCCGCCGGAAAUCAACAAAAACAUCACUUUUUCUAUAAAAGCUAUUUCUUUUCACUCGAGAACUAGCAUACGUACGCGUAAACAUAUCUUCUAAUACUUGAAGUGGUUAUACUACUGAAAAUCAAGAGGAGAGACUUUUUUCAACGAGACAGCAUUCAGGGGCACCCAACGACAAUUUUCGGAAAAUUAUCUGUUCGGAAGACGAUUUGAGGUCUAGAAUUUUCGGAUCAUUUUCUGAAAAAAUUCUUGCUUGCCUGCCUCUCCUAGGAUUUUCGAACUUCAAAAAAAUCGUAUAAUUGCCCAUUUUUAAUGGAUUUUUACCCUAAAAAGGUCACCUAGAAUUUUCGGGAGCCUUUUUUCUGGCUGAAAUUUUCGAAAAAGUAAAUUUUGAUUCCUAUAAUUUUCGGAUCACUAUACUUUCAGCUAGGAAAUCCGAACAGAUGAAACAUUUUUAGGGGAUAAAAAUAAGCCUUUAUCUACCGUUUAAAUACUAAAGUACGUUCAACAAUGCUAUGUUUUUGUGGUUUUGAACUAUAUUCUCGUUGGGUGCCCCUGAGCAUUCCUAUUUUGGUGUCACGCACCGUGAAAACUCGGAAGUUCAAAUAGGCCAUUUUCACGAUGGUGUUAUUUUACUACUACGACCAGAAUCCUUUUCGUUUUUCCUUUCAUCUUUAAAUUUUGUAAUCCCAGUGAGGUUUGAAUAACAAAAGCCUUAAUUAGCACAAGGAAGCGAAACCUUGAAGGAUCCUGGUCGUAGUAGUAAAAUGAUGUCAUCGUGCAAAUGUCCUAUUGCUCUAUUUUCGAAAUGAAACAUGCUACGGAAAUGGAAACUUGUACAAAGAUUAACUUUUUGUUUAUCUUCAACCUAGUGUAAAUAAGAAUUCGUAAAACCUCGCUAUUUUGACUUUACAAUUUGAUGAUGUCACAAUGAUAACCAUAUUUUAUUAGGAAAAGUCAGUAAGUUUUAUAGCAUAAACGGUUUUGAAGUUUUAGCAGGGGGGGGGUCCAAACCCCGUUGAUCUGAAUAGGGUUAAUUCUCAGAAGAAUUUAUAUAAUAACAAUGCUAAAAAAAUACACCACGGAGUUAUUUGUUCCCACAAUAUCAAUGGUUUGAAAACGUUAUAAUGAUAUUGGAAGUUCUGAGCUCUCGAUGGCAUUGCUAUCCUUUGAUUACUCUUCAUGAAGACUCAGUAAAUUUGAACAAAUAUAUUAAGAACCCACCAUGUUCGAUGAGUUCUUAACCUUUUCUAUACUUUAACGCUUACUAACCUUCUUUAUUAUUAUUAUUAUUAUUAUUAUUAUUAUUAUUAUUUUGACAGGAGUUUGCGCGUUGCAUUCUGAAUACAGACCCCUCUAAAUAUGCCUCACCCGACCCCAGUAUCGUCCACCUCUUGGCCGCUUACGAAUGGCAGCAUCUGUACAUAGCAGAGAUGGCUGGAAUUUGUGACAACAUGCCGACAGAAAAGCUAAAGAAGAUCGCAUUGGAUCACGGUAUGCUUCAAGGGAGGGGCAAAAGGCGGGUGGGUGUUUGUAGCUGGAAUCCCUCUUGAGUUUUUGAUAUGUUGUGUGAGGCCUUUAGUAUUGUGGAUUAAGGCUGCUGAGGGGGCGGGGGGCAGGGAAGAUUUUGGGCUAAACUAGGUGAGAUUUAGCCGAUCCGCGCUUUGAAUGUUUCUUCAGUGAAGCGAUCCCCCGUAAUAACUUUUGAUGACUUUCGUGAUCCCUCCACCAUGCCUUCAUUUUCCAAGCAAAUUUGAGUGGUUCCCCCCUCCGAAUCCUUCCAAAGUUUUCAGCGAUCCCCCCCUCUUGGGUUCUCAGUUACGACUGAGAACCCAAGAGGGGUUCUCACAAAAAUCAACUGACCCUUUCCCAUCCCCCCUCCCCCCCCCCUCCCCCCCCACUCCCGCAGGCGAUAAAUAAUGACCGGUGCCUAAUAUACUUUUAUUUGCCAACAGUUUAGAGCUAGUUAGUAUAGAAACUAAGCACAUAUUUAUGCUUUAGGUCUAAAAUAGGUUAUCAUUUAACAUUUUACUCUCUUGCCCUACACCUUUUUUAGACAAAAAUGCAAACUUGCUUUUCUGUUGGCCCCAAUUGUCAUCACUUUCAAUGUCAUAUAUCGCAACCACCCCUGACUACCUUCUCUAUUAACGUCGGAAGGGGUUUAAUCCAAGGAUCUAUUUUGAUGUCAAAUAAUUUCUCUUUUUUAAGGUGUAAUGGAGAAAGAAAAUUUGAAGAAUGUUGGUAAGAAGUUUCAUUUUUACAUAGGACAGUGAAUCUUGAUAGGAUGUAGCACAUAUCUAAACAUUAGGCAUCAAGUGAUUGAUUCAGAUUCUGACUCGCUCCAACCAGCCGAACCACCCGAACUGCAUGCGAAAGAUUUAGUGGACGCUUACGGGAGGUGGUCGCUUACGAGAAUCGAACCACAGGUAGUCCCCUCCGAGAAGAGGUCCCGACACAUCUACAUCGUGGCAGAGAAAUCAUUGCAUGCGAUUUCUAAGUUCCGUAAACGAGUUAGUUUUGUGUUAGCUUUUUUCGUGUACUCUGAGUGGCGUAGCACAUGCAGUGACCAGAGACCACAUCACUCGUAAAGUGGUCGCUUACGAGAGCACACAAACAAUAUUAAAAACAACAAAAUCGUCAGGCCAAAAAGAAGUGGUCGCGGUCGCUCCUGUGAGGUGGUCGUUUCAGCGAAAGAUUUUGAUUACAGGGAUUUGAUUGGGAACAUUUUGGUGUUUUGGUUAGGUGGUCGCAUGGGAGGUGUGGUCGCACAAGAGGUUCGACCGUAGUCAUGCAAUGCUUUCUCUUGGUAUACCGCGAAUAUCCCACUAUUGAUUUGAAUGUUUCAUAGAUAAAACUGUGUACACUGAGAAAAAUCAAGUUACUCCUGGGAUAUAUUUCACGGUAUGCCACUCGAAAUUGUUGCACAACUACAGCCCUGGACAAAGACCUUCUGACAGUAAUGCAGCAUUCGUAACCCCCCAUAAACAGUUGAAACUCGGGAAAAGUUCUGGAUACAAGCGUCCAACCUUGUUUGUGGGGUGGGAGAUGGGUUGGGCAUGUGUGAUUUAAAGAAAGCCCAGCAAAUGUAAACUUUUAUUAUCUAUUAUUGUAGCAGGUGUUUGCCCUUCAAUGUGUAUAUAUGUGUAUAUAUUUUAUCUGAUUCCAGAGAAUGACACAUGGGCUGAUUGCGUUGGACUUACGAUGCGCAAAUGCAUGCUGCUAUCUGAAAAACUGAUAAAGGAAGGUAAAUCGAUGGAUUUCGUGUCCGCAACGACCGAGUACAUCAACUGUUGCAAAAAGGCAGACAAGUACAAGUGUCCGGCAAAAAUGCUGGAUCACUAUAUUCACACUAUGGAUGUUUAUUAUCAACACCUGGAUUAA